Oryctolagus cuniculus (rabbit) is the source of this 5272-nucleotide messenger RNA. It is a transcript of the gene SLC35F3, whose product is annotated as solute carrier family 35 member F3. The record is from RefSeq and is a predicted model, not a curated record. Gene Ontology annotation, cellular component: membrane. Gene Ontology annotation, biological process: thiamine transport. NCBI's taxonomy places the organism in Eukaryota, Metazoa, Chordata, Mammalia, Lagomorpha, Leporidae.
AAGCCCCAAGGUUGCCAGGAGAACUCGCCGGCCUGGCGUUGACUCCUCGUGUUGGCUUCAGAGCCCGGCACACACCGGGCGGCGGAAAGUGGGCAGCAGCGCCCCCGCCUGGCCCGUACGCGCCCGGGAAGGGCACAUCCCCGCCCGCCCAGGUGUCUGAAGAGUGCGCUGCUGGAAGAGCUUUCCCUAGCUCCGCGGCACCGGCGACCGUGGGGUGUGCCAGGGCGGCGGCGACAGUGACAAGCGAGGGGCAAGGCACUGCCUCUGCUCCUGGCUGGCUGCAGCAAGAGCCGCAGAUCAGCCUAGAAUCCCUUGGUGGAGCCACCGCUCCCGCCGAGCGCCGCACGCCCGCGGAGGCGCUUGGGGACAGACCGCGCGGGCGCGCACCAGUGGUGCGGGGUGACCAGGACCCUCGGCGGGCAUCGCGCCCACCUCUGCCCCCGCCCGCGGCUGCAGGGAGCUCCGGCCCAGCAGCCCCUCCGCCUCAAGUCUGGGAGCUCCCGGCCCCACUCUGCUAUUGCCUAUGGGUAUCCGAGAGUUUCCCGGCGGCGCACCCAGGGGCAAGAGCAUCGCCAUUGGCAUGAGGAGGUCACCGGACGUCAGCCCCCGGAGACUGUCGGACAUCAGCCCCCAGCUCCGGCAGCUCAAGUACUUGGUGGUGGACGAGGCGAUUAAGGAGGAUCUGAAAUGGUCGCGCUCGGUGGAGGACCUCACCAGUGGGCCCGUGGGCCUCACGUCCAUCGAGGAGCGGAUUCUGCGCAUCACCGGCUACUAUGGCUACCAGCCUUGGGCAACAAGCUACAAAAGGGAGGAGCGCCCCCGAGACUCCCCGGGCCCGGCGGAGGCCCAGGCGCCGGCCGGGACGGAGACUGGCGGCAGGACGAGCCAACGUUGCUGGACGUGCCCCCGGGCGCAGCUCAGGAAGAUUUUCUGGGGUGUGGCGGUCGUGCUGUGCGUGUGUUCCUCCUGGGCGGGCUCCACGCAGCUCGCCAAGCUGACCUUCAGGAAAUUCGACGCGCCCUUCACCCUCACGUGGUUUGCCACCAACUGGAACUUUCUGUUCUUCCCGUUGUACUAUGCGGGGCACAUCUGCAAGUCUGCGGAGAAGCAGUCGGUGAAGCAGAGAUUCAGGGAAUGCUGUCGAUUUUUUGGAGACAAUGGCUUGACUUUGAAGGUGUUUUUUACCAAGGCAGCACCCUUUGGUGUUCUUUGGACACUCACAAACUACCUGUACUUACAUGCAAUAAAGAAAAUAAACACUACGGAUGUCUCCGUGUUGUUCUGCUGCAACAAAGCUUUUGUGUUCUUGCUCUCGUGGAUCGUUCUCAGGGACAGGUUCAUGGGAGUGAGGAUAGUGGCUGCCAUCCUUGCCAUCGCUGGCAUCGUGAUGAUGACCUACGCCGAUGGCUUCCAUAGCCAUUCUGUCAUUGGCAUAGCCCUGGUGGUGGGCUCUGCAUCCAUGUCAGCCCUCUACAAGGUUUUGUUCAAGCUCCUUCUGGGCAGUGCUAAAUUUGGAGAAGCCGCCUUAUUUUUGUCCAUUUUGGGUGUCUUUAACAUCCUCUUCAUCACCUGCAUUCCUGUCAUCCUCUACUUUACCAAAGUGGAAUACUGGAGCUCCUUCGAUGACAUUCCAUGGGGAAACCUUUGUGGAUUUUCAGUUCUUUUAUUGACAUUCAAUAUUGUAUUAAAUUUUGGAAUCGCUGUUACAUACCCCACUCUGAUGUCUCUUGGAAUCGUCCUCAGUGUACCUGUGAAUGCAGUGGUCGAUCACUACACCAGUCAGAUAGUCUUCAACGGGGUCCGGGUCAUCGCCAUCAUCAUCAUUGGCCUGGGCUUUCUCCUCCUGCUCCUGCCUGAGGAGUGGGACGUCUGGUUGAUCAAGUUGCUCACCCGCCUCAAAGUGAGGAAGAAGGAGGAGCCAGCGGAGGGCGGGGCAGACACGGGCUCCGGACCUCAGAACAGGAGCAGGAGAGCCCGCCCUUCCUUUGCCCGCUAAGGCCUCUCCAGUGGAACGCUGUGGUGACACCUCGUGGUAAUGACUUAGAGGACUAUUUCCUGAUGGGAGGAACCCCGCUGGGUAAGGUGUACAUACCUGUACAGUUUCGGUCAUCUGCGGUAAGUCCUAUGGUAUUUAUUGGCAUGUCCAAUUUGCUUGCACUUUUCCACAUCAGACCUUUCACUUAAGGGGAUCAAUUUAAUACAAAAGAGAAAAAGAAGAACCUCGCUGUGCUUUUUCAAUGAAUGUAAAGUAGGUUAAAAUGAGCCUUGUGGAGAUUGUUUUGAACGACUGAUGUUCAUGACAAGCCAGGGUACAUGUUUUGAAUCUUAGUGGCUAAAAAAAAAAAAAAAUGACAUUGUACACUGUGAUUAUUUUUCAGCUAUGGUAGGUCAUAUUUUGUUUUAUACCAGAGCUGUAUUCUUAAUUUUAAGGAAUUUCAAUGAACCAAAAGAUAACUGUCAGAUGGAUGGAUGGGUGGAUGGAUGGACGGACGGGUGGAUGAAUGGGAUGGGAAGAGAUGAGUCAGAAAAGGAUAAUGGACAUCAGAGACCAUCAGAGGACAGGCCUGCGCCAGGGAACAGGAAGGGAAAGACAAGUUCAAGCCCCCACUGGCCUGUUCUCACAUGUCUGCAUAAGAUCAUGCAAGAGAAAUUACAGUGCCUUCUACAGAAUUUUCGUUUUUACCUAUGUGAAGCGAAGUGGCAUUAUAAGUCACUGGCGCCGUCUUAUAAUUUAGAUGUAGAAAUCUUUACAAACAAAUAAAACUAUAUAAAUAUAUAUGUAUGUGUGUAUAAAGUGACAACACAGAUGAGCAACGCAUAUGGAAUGUGGUUCGCAGUACACGGUGCGCCUCUGAGGUAGACUGCAGGAGAGGAGCUGCUGGUUGCUUUUCUUUCACGACCAAGACUGAACAAUUAUUUACUGAAUCUGUACACCUUUUUAUGAAACUUUUAAGCACCAGGCUGUUUACUUACUCAAUUUAGGUCUACCAGAAAAUUCUAUCUGUGAUAGAUCUGCAAAGAGGGACGGGGGUUAGAGUUUACUAUUUUUGAAGUUUACAUUGUUACAUACGAAAUGGAGAUAUUAUUUUGAAAUGUUGUCAUAACCCAAUGGUGCAUUCUGUAACCAUGGAGUCUUUUGUUUCCUGGGGGAAAGGGGCAUUCAUGACCUGAAAUUUUUAGCAAAUUGUUAUUCUCCGUUUCCAUUACCUGUUUGGCCAAACAGAUUAAUAAAACAUUUGAAAAAGAAGUGCUGAGCACAGUCUGGUGGCCACUUUGUUCCUUUCUCACUCUGGGUCAUGACGUAGUCCUGGUAGCCUUCUUGUUCUUCCUGGCCUUGUACUUGGAGCACCUUGAAGGCAGGUAAACCUGCCCAGCCUCCCCAAGGGGAGGAGACCUUCACACAAGGGAGUUUAGGAUUAUAAAUGUGAAGGCAGAAGGAUCCACGAGGCCUCAUAGAAACUACAGCUCUCAUGGCUCCCUCGGGCUUCUGCCCUCUGGCCUUCCUCUCCCUUCCAUUUUUUUUUUUAAGAUUUGUUUAUUUAUUUGAAAGGCAGAGCUACAGAGAAGCAGAAAGAGAGAGAGAGAGAGAGAGAGAGAGAGAGAGGGCCUCCACCUGCCAGUUCACUCCCCAGAUGGCCCCAACAGCUGGAGCUGUGCCAAUCUGAAGCCAAGAGCCAGGAGUUUCUUCCAGGACUCCCACACAGUUGCAGGGGCCCAAGGACUUGAGCCAUCCUCUACUGCUCUCCCAGGCCAUAGCAGAGAGCUGGAUCGGAAGUGGAGCAGCCAGGACUUGAACAGGCAUCCAUAUAGGAUGCCGGCACUGCAAGCGGCAGCUUUACCCGCUACGCCACAGCACAGGCCCCUUCCUUCCCUUUUAAGAUAAAUUCCUCAACUCAGCUUACCCUGGUCACUCAGAACUGCCCCAAAGCUUCAGUCCCUGUCCCUAAAUCCAGCUGGUCUUCUGGCUCAGCUCCCACAGCUGUCUGUCUGCCCAGGUUGGGCGUCCUAACCUAAUGCAGACUCUUUGGAGAGUUUGAGGUAUUGGCUUAAUGUGAUCAGUCACUCCAGGCAACUGCAGCCAGGGGUAUGAGGGCCAAUGUGUCUUGCUCUAAGGACUCCAGAGGGAUAGGUUCUCUAAGACCAGGUAUGAGCACAGAGGAAUUGAGGGCUUCUUUAGCACACCUCAUCCCAUCACCCACACCGAGAGCAGCCAUUUGCUGGCUACAGAUCGCAAAUUCCAUGCACCACUUGCUUGAGUGGGCUCUACACCCAGAGAACCUAGCUGUCCACUGCAGAGAGCUCCCCUACCCAGUGGGUCUAGAUACGUGCUGGGAUGAGGGAAGCUGGGCCAGCAGGAUCCAGGGUCUACCACGCUGUUGAGGCUCCAAGCCCCUUCGGUUACCCCCAGGAAGCCAAACCAAUAUUUCCUCUGUAAGCUGUGAAUCAGAAAGUUGUGAAUCCCUAUAGAGGAAAUUGAGCUUUUCUCCCAUAGGACAUAAAAGACUAUAAAGACCCAAAAGAAUUGAAAGCUGGAACUUAAAGUGAUAUUUGCACACCCAUGCUCAUAGCAACAUUGUUCACAAUACCCAAAGGGUGGGAGCCACCCCAGUAUAAAAUGACAGAUGGAUGGGUAAACAAAAUGUGGCCCAUACAUACAAUGGAAUAUGAUUCUGCCUUAAAAAGAGGGAGAUCUCCACGCAAACUACAACAUGGUUGAACUUGAGUACAUUAUGCUGAGCCAGGCACAUGAGGAUACCUGAUGUAUGAUUACAUAUAUGAGAUUCCUGGAGUAGUCAAUUUUUCAUAGAGAAAGAAGGUAGAAUGGUGAGUGUCAGGGACUGAGGGAAGGGAGGUGUAGGGAGUUGACUUUUGAUGGGUACAAAAUUUCAGCUUGAGAAAAUGAGAAAGUUCUAGAAAUGUAUGAUGGUGCUGGUUAGAUACCAAUUUGAAAGUACCUAAUGCCCAGAACUGCAUGUUUAAAAAUUGCUAAAAUGGUAAAAAUUUAUGUUGUUAAAUGCCUUGGGGAAAGCCAGACCUUCAGAUCCUGAGUGGAAAAGUGGACCUAAUGGAGCCUAGCAGCCUUAUGUUAACUAGAAGUUACCCACACUCCUGGAAAAAUCACUCUAUGGUUCUUGCCAGGGCAUGUGCCUGUUGCAGAUGCUGAGACAGACAGACUCCAAGAAGUCCUGUUUUGCCCCCAGAUAUGACCAAUGGACUGCAACCUGUGAUUAACAGUCACACUGAAGAACUCACAAUACCUCAUUUGCAUGAG